This is a messenger RNA of Salvia miltiorrhiza (redroot sage), 2031 nucleotides long. Its product is annotated as origin of replication complex subunit 2-like. The transcript is spliced from 10 exons. Gene Ontology annotation, molecular function: DNA replication origin binding. NCBI's taxonomy places the organism in Eukaryota, Viridiplantae, Streptophyta, Magnoliopsida, Lamiales, Lamiaceae. Gene Ontology annotation, biological process: DNA replication. The record is from RefSeq and is a predicted model, not a curated record. The coding region runs from base 760 to 1875 and encodes 371 amino acids. Gene Ontology annotation, cellular component: nucleus; nuclear origin of replication recognition complex.
CUCUCCAUUUUCCCUCUCUGCCUCCCUCGCACUCACUGGUUUUUAAAAAAUCAAGACAUCUCUCUGCCUUGCUCUCGCCGCCUCCCCUCCCUUCCUAAGAUCUGGCGUUUCUUCGCCGUCGACCACCACCACGACUACCCUAAUCUCUUUCGCACACGACCCCCACCCCUUGCUCUUUCUCACUUCUCUCGGCCGUCCGGCGAGAAAUCGCCGUCACCACCGCUGCCCACUUCCUCCGGUCGUGCGUGGUCCCGCCCCGCCUCGGAGCCUCCGUCCUAGCGCUGCAAGCAGAAGUGCGCGACUGCGCCGCGCCUAGCCUUCCCCAUCUCCCCGCCCCGCCCCGCCUUCUUCAGCCUCGGCGCCUCCGUCCCCGGAUUCCGCAGUAGCAGAAGUUUCCGACGCUCAGUUUCUGGUAUUGCAGUAUAGAGCCAAAUGACCCCGAGGAAGAGGAGUUCGGGUUCUCAAGAAACUACUUUUUAGCAAAAGAAUUGUGCAGUUCUGGCAAGAAAUCAGCGCGCAAAGUUUCUGAUAUCAAUCUCGUAGACGAGCAGGAAUUAAGAGAAGCAUAUGCUAAACUUGAGUUCAAGCACGAGAAAGAGAUCAAUGCUCUUGUAGAAAGUUACAAGAAGUUGUAUACUGAAUGGGUUUUUAUGUUAAGGUGUGGAUUUGGGCUUCUGUUGUAUGGUUUUGGGUCAAAGAAGGGGUUGAUAGAAGACUUUGCUUCAACGGCAUUAACUGAUUAUUCUGUUGUAGUGAUCAAUGGAUAUCUUCAGUCAAUCAAUCUUAAACAGUAUGGAGCCAAAUGACCCCGAGGAAGAGGAGUUCGGGUUCUCAAGAAACUACUUUUUAGCAAAAGAAUUGUGCAGUUCUGGCAAGAAAUCAGUGCGCAAAGUUUCUGAUAUCAAUCUCGUAGACGAGCAGGAAUUAAGAGAAGCAUAUGCUAAACUUGAGUUCAAGCACGAGAAAGAGAUCAAUGCUCUUGUAGAAAGUUACAAGAAGUUGUAUACUGAAUGGGUUUUUAUGUUAAGGUGUGGAUUUGGGCUUCUGUUGUAUGGUUUUGGGUCAAAGAAGGGGUUGAUAGAAGACUUUGCUUCAACGGCAUUAACUGAUUAUUCUGUUGUAGUGAUCAAUGGAUAUCUUCAGUCAAUCAAUCUUAAACAGGUUACAGUUACAUUAGCUGAACUUCUGUGGGAGCGGUUGAAAACCCAAAGGAAAUUGGAAAAUCAUCUUAAGAACCAGCAACCAUUUCAUACCCAAUCCACGGAUGAUCUUAUUUCAUUUCUGGAUGGCCCACAUUUGGAGGAUGGUGAAUCUUUUAUUUGUGUUGUGGUGAACAAUAUUGACGGGCCCUGUUUGCGUGAUUCAGAGUCUCAGCAAUUUCUGGCUAGACUUGCAGCUUGUUCUCAUAUUCUCAUGGUGGCUUCCAUUGAUCAUGUGAAUGCACCUUUAUUAUGGAACAAGAAGAUGGUACACACCGAGUUCAAUUGGUACUGGUACCACGUUCCUACCUAUGCACCCUACAAGGUCGAAGGAAUAUUCUUUCCUCCGAUUCUAGCUCACAGUGGCAGCACACAAACUGUGAAGACGGCUUCAAUAGUUUUACAGAGUUUGACGCCAAAUGCUCAAAACGUGUUCAAAGUUGUUGCCGAUCAUCAGCCCAAUCCUGAUGGAGAAGGAAUGCCAUUGAACAAUUUAUACACAGUAUGCCGAGAGCGUUUUCUGGUGAGUAGCCAAAUUACUCUAAAUGCUCAUCUCACAGAAUUCAAGGAUCACGAGUUGGUGAAGACGAGAAGAAACGCUGAUGGUGAAGACUGCUUGUACAUUCCUCUCACGAGUGACGCGCUUCAAAAACUUGUACAUGAGAUUAGCCAAUAGAAGAUAUAGAGCACUACUUACUAUGUAUGUCCAUUUGCUGAAAUUUGUACUCUAGCUUCUGGCAUUUCAGCAAUUUUCAGCUUGUUUGAUAUUUUAUUAACUUAUGAUGUUGGGCUUUGAUCACAUUGCUUUAUAAUAUCAUCUACUACUCUCAAA